This is a messenger RNA of Helianthus annuus (common sunflower), 926 nucleotides long. RefSeq names its product protein LOL1. Bases 339 to 776 code for a protein of 145 amino acids. Lineage: Eukaryota; Viridiplantae; Streptophyta; Magnoliopsida; Asterales; Asteraceae. The transcript has 6 exons. The record is from RefSeq and is a predicted model, not a curated record.
AGCCAAGUUGGUGAUGCCCCCUCUUUCUUUAUUAGCCCCAAAUUUGAUCCAACUCAACAUCCUUCCCUGUCUGUCUCUCUCAUCUGCAACACUAGCAAAGGUAUAUGCUUGCCCCACUCCAAAAAUAAUUGAACUCACACUUCAUAAAAUAAACUUACAGAAUGUGUCUUCCAACCAUUUAAUUUGGUCCACUUUUGUCUCAAAUCUUCAUGUAAAAGAUGGGGGUAGAAGGGAAAAGGUUGCACUCCAUGCUCCAAAAGUAGUCAAUUUUGACUUUUGAAAGCUUAAAUCCAGAACUGAAAGAAAAAAUAGUUUGACUUUUGUUGACUAUAUUUACAAUGCCAGUUCCUCUAGCUCCAUAUCCAACUCCUCCUGCACCAUUUGCACCCCCUGCAACUGGUUCAGAAAGCCAAUUAGUAUGUUCAGGAUGUCGAAAUCUUCUUCUUUAUCCCGUAGGAGCCACCUCGGUUUGCUGUGCGGUUUGUAGUUCGGUCACUGCUGUUCCUCCUCCUGGUACCGAAAUGGCACAAUUGGUAUGUGGAGGUUGUCACACUUUACUCAUGUAUAUUCGAGGAGCAGCAAGCGUACAAUGUUCAUGUUGUCAUACCAUCAAUUUGGCCUUAGAAGGAAAUCAAGUAGCACAUGUAAAUUGUGGAAACUGUAGAAUGUUAUUGAUGUACCCGUAUGGUGCUCGUUCUGUGAAAUGCGCGGUUUGCCAGUUCAUUACAUCUAUCGGGGCUUCGACAAGCAAUAUAGAGCAGAAGCUCGUGACAUGAAAGUUUGUAACGACGUCUCUCUUUGCCUACAUCUAUAGAGUUACAAGUUUUCUCUUGCAAAAGAAUACUACUACUACUGUUAUCAUCUUUGAUGCUUUGUAAUAAAUAAAAUUACCUUUUUUUUGUGUAUAUCUUAUGUAAUUUUUCUAA